This is a messenger RNA of Paramacrobiotus metropolitanus, 1201 nucleotides long. RefSeq lists its product as uncharacterized. The record is from RefSeq and is a predicted model, not a curated record. The transcript has 9 exons. Lineage: Eukaryota; Metazoa; Tardigrada; Eutardigrada; Parachela; Macrobiotidae. Bases 226 to 948 code for a protein of 240 amino acids.
GUUCUCUUGUCCGCUUUUGCCACUCAAUGAGCCAUUUUCAAAAGAGAAAUGAUUUCCGCUUUCGAUGCGUCAAAAAAACUGACCACUCAUUCCUCAUUAAAUUUUUCGAAAGUUCUUCAAUAUCGAAAGUGAAGUGCACACUUUCUUCUAUAAUGCAUUUUUUUAUUUUUCGUUAAUAACGUCGGCUAAUUAUGACAUGGUAUCGGUUUCGCAGACAGCGCGAUUAUGAGGCGAUAUCGUAGUCUUUUGGCAUUGUUCUUGUUAGGAGUUUUUGUGGAAGUGUACACGUAUUAUGCCCAUAAUCGAUGUUUCGGCAGCGGGGACUGCAUCAUCACUACCGGUUAUCUGGGCGGCGGUUUUGCGGAUGAUUACCAAAAAUGGCUCAUCGAGUGCGCUGAUGGAGAGGCGAUGAUUGGCAUUUUUGAUCUGUACAAACAGUUCCUGGGAAUAAAUCAGGUGUGGUGCUUCUUCAUGUUUCCGAUGAAACCACCAAGCAACGGCCUGUAUCCCUAUUAUCCUUCGUGCAACGUCAGAAAUUUAACAUUAAGAGAAUACUACUGCUACGACAAGUUCUUUCCCAUGGACACCGUUGACACUUUUGUUACUGGCUACUACGGAGCGUCAUCAGCGGAUCCCAUGCAGGUGACCCUGCAGAAAUGUUGUAAAACACCGCCUGGUUACAAGAUUGACUAUACGCGCUGCCAGUGGAAGUACACGCACGAUAAGGCGGGCGAGCAUUAUGACGGCUACUGGGUUGUCAAAUGUGACACGCACUACGUUAUGACAGGAACGGGCCAAGCAACAAAUCCCUGGGAUAGCCAAUUACAUAUAGUUUGGAUACAAUGCUGUCCGGUCGUUACUGUACCGACGGCGCAAAACCAGUUGUACUUACCACAAGCAUCACCGGAAUACCGGCCGGGAAUGGACCGCUAUCGGACCUACGGAUAAUCCAUGUUUAAAAAUUUGAAUUAAUUCUGCUGCGGUUAAUGCAGAGUCAAAAGAGGUUUAUUUGCUCUCUCGAUCUGCAGUAGCGUCGUCUCACUUUCUGUGAUAUUGAAUUUGCCGACAAAUUUUUAACGGGUUAAAUAUAUCUGUUUUUAACUAAGCUGCUAUCUUUUCUUGCGGGAAAAUUUUUACUGGCUAAUUACGUGAAAAAAAACCAAAGCUGAAAUUCAGCAGAUAACAUUAUACGUGUUUGGAA